Messenger RNA from Daucus carota subsp. sativus, 2300 nucleotides. RefSeq lists its product as uncharacterized. The coding region runs from base 48 to 2300 and encodes 750 amino acids. Lineage: Eukaryota; Viridiplantae; Streptophyta; Magnoliopsida; Apiales; Apiaceae. The transcript has 11 exons. Gene Ontology annotation, molecular function: cysteine-type peptidase activity. Gene Ontology annotation, biological process: proteolysis. The record is from RefSeq and is a predicted model, not a curated record.
AGAUUAUACCAGAAGAAAGGAAGACAGGAUGUUCGUUUUUCGACCCUAUGUUCUUCAUAUCAUAUAUGGAUGCAGUUAAAAAGGCAAAGAAAAAAGAUUCUACAGCAAUUGAGAAAAGCAAUGUGUGGAAGUGGAUAAAGAAGCAAAAGAUAUUUGCUUGCAGAUAUGUUUUUGUUCCCAUCUGCCAAAGUAAUCAUUGGAAUCUUCUCAUACUCUGUAACUUGGGAGAAGAUUUGGAGAUGAAUGAAAAAAGUCCAUGUAUGCUGUUAUUGGACUCACUUCAAGAAGCAGAACCAAAGAACCUAGAACCGUGCAUCAAACAAUUUGUGUACCAAAUGUAUAAGAAUGAGUCAGUACAAGGAACUGAUGAUGUUUUCCAGUUCAAUUUGAGUAUUCCAAUGGUUCCUCAACAGGAUGACGGUGAAAAAUGUGGAUACUGUGUUCUUUACUAUAUGUUCAAGUUUUUGAUGUCUUGUCCAGAAAACUUCAACAUUAAUGAACAUGGUGGCUUUAUGAAUAGCAGUUGGUUCACAGAGGAAGAGAUGAACAACUUUUUCAACAAUCUAUCAUCAGAGAAAUUGCAUACUGACCAAAUGCAAGCUUCAGAAGACAUAAUUGUGGUCAAGGAAAAGAAUCUUUCAAGUAAUAUGGAAGUUGAUGGCCAAAAUGUCGAUAAUGAAAUUGCUGCUGAAGAAAUUGAAAAACUUUCUAAAGAUGAAGAAGAGGCUGAGAUGGUGGUACAAUGUGAACCUAUUCGUUCACUAGUUGUGUACACUCCAAAGAGCUCACAGGAGCAGCAAGAACCCAACCAACCAACACCACCUGCAUCUGAAACAAUUGCCACUCAUGAAAAAGAUGGCAAGGAAAAGCUGGCUGCUGCUGCACCUUCUGUGAGAAAAUCUCCAAGGCUACAACCUAUAAAAGAAGAUGAAGAAGAUUUCUCUAUUCAUAUUGUCGACCCUGAGGGAGGAGAAAAUGCAGAGAAGGGACCAGCAGAAAAAGCACAAAGAAAAGUAAGGGCGACAAAGAAUGAAGGUGUCAAUAAAAGGAAAGCCGUAGAAGAGGUACAACAUAAUAAGGAAAAGAAAUUGAAGAAAAAGGUGGAAGUAGAGAAUGAAGAUGAAGAAGUGGAAGAAGAAGAAGAAAAAGAUGAUGAUGAGAAACCAAAAAAGAUUUUAAUCCGUGCUUAUCCAUCAACAUUUUCAAAAACAAUCUCAAGGCUGUCUGAAGCUCAAAGGCAGUGGGUCAAAUCUGCUGGGUUUGGUGCACUCCUUCAUUUUACUCUUGGUGAGGAACUGCCACACAAGACAAUAGUUAAUUGCUUAUGGUGGUUCGAGCACAAUAAAUGUGAGUUUGGUCUAUUCCCAAAUCGGAAUCUUAAAAUAACAGAGGAUGAUGUUUUUGACAUAAUUGGUCUACCCCAAGGGAAAUUGGAUGUUAAACUUGAAGAUUCUAAAGAUAAAAUCCAAAGCUGGGGCAAACAAUUUAAAGAAAGGCAGCCAAGCAGGAUCACUGAAAAGAUGUUGCGUGAAAAGAUUGCAGAUUCUCGUGAUGCCGAUGAACAUUUCAAGCAGAACUUCAUGAUUCUGAUGGCUAACCUUUUCAUCAGAACAGAUAAAACGUCCUUUGUUUGCCCCAAAAUCCUGAGGUUCAGUGGUAAUUUUGACAAUGCAAGAGACUACAAUUGGUGCAAACUUGUGAUACAAAAUUUGAAAGAGGCUCAUGAACAAUGGUGGAAUGAUCCAAAAACACAAUACUACACUGGUUGUUUUGUUUUUCUUCUUUACUUUUAUCUAGCUAGGACAAGCCAUCCUGAUGUGAGAGUGAAGAAAACAUGGCCUGCCUUUGUUGGCUGGAAGAAUUCAUGCAUUGAUGACAGAGCAAAGAGGGAGGGUCUUGAUAAUAAUUUUGGUCAUGGAGAUAUUGUUCCAGAAUUUGAAACUCCUGAUGAAAGCAAUCAAAAUGAUGUGAACUCUGAACAGUACAAGGGUGGGAACAGCAACUUCACCACACCUAAAGAAACAUUGAAGGGCGUAGGACCCAGUCGGCUGUUUUCUCCACAAGACAAUGUUGAUGCAUCAAUAUUGUCAAUUGCAAGAGAUGUUGAACAGAAUCACAAUAGCACUGAGGUGCUCACAGAGGAUGAGAUAACGUCAAGAUUACAGCAUCAUUUAUCACAAAUGGAAAAGCUGAAGAAAGAAUUUGGUGAAACACUUGACAAGGGGAAACAGCUGUUCCCAGAAAGUGAUAAAAUAAAAGAAUAUGAACAGAGGUUUGAAGAGAUGACAACAGGAAGGUGA